UUGGUGCUAUUCGAAAUGAAGUCUUACGUGCUUCUCUUGGCCCUGUUGCAGUCUCUGGGAUGCUCAGGCGUCCCACUGCAAAACUCCGAGUUGGAGUCUAUGGCAGAAAGAGGGCUUGGAGCAGCUCUGGCAGAGGUCAACUCUGUGUAUGCUGUCAGCCAACUUUACCGGGUGACUCAAGGCUCCAUCACAAGGAUUAUUCCCAUAGGCCUGAACACCGUUGACAUGAUGAUGAAAUUUGGCAUUAAAGAGACCGAGUGUGCGAAGGGAUCCAGGAGCGACCCGCAGACAUGUGCCUUCAGACCCGGCUUCUUUGUGCCCUCCUUGUCCUGCUCCAGUCGGGUGAGAAUGUCCGCCACCACAGCCCUGGUGGUCUCUCUCAGAUGUGGCCGUGACGGCAGUUCUAGCUCAGAGUCCAGUGAGGAGAUGACCUCAAGAGGAAGAUACCAGAUCAAUUUCCCAUUGGUAAACAGAGUCCCGGCUCCUUCUGUACCUUCUCCAGCCGCCCAGCCUGGUCGCUCCCUCCACGGCCAGCCAGUGGACGUGCGGCCCAGAGGAGACAAUUUCAACAACUUCCUGGUGUGAUGGUUCAGCUCUUGAGACAUAUUGGUGUUGAUCAGCAAAAAAAAAACUUGAAUUA
Molecule: messenger RNA, 640 nt
Organism: Xiphias gladius (swordfish)
Lineage: Eukaryota; Metazoa; Chordata; Actinopteri; Istiophoriformes; Xiphiidae
Gene: spp2
Product: secreted phosphoprotein 2
Exons: 6
Coding region: 16-585 (189 amino acids)
Biological process (GO): bone remodeling
Cellular component (GO): extracellular region
Source: RefSeq, a predicted model, not a curated record